Saxophila tyrrhenica is the source of this 2421-nucleotide messenger RNA. RefSeq lists its product as uncharacterized. Lineage: Eukaryota; Fungi; Ascomycota; Dothideomycetes; Mycosphaerellales; Extremaceae. The record is from RefSeq and is a predicted model, not a curated record. The transcript has 2 exons. The coding region runs from base 1 to 2421 and encodes 806 amino acids. Gene Ontology annotation, molecular function: nucleic acid binding. Gene Ontology annotation, biological process: galactose metabolic process.
AUGGACAACGUUGGACUUGGUACUAUGGCAUCGGCAUUUCCAGGCGCAACUUCGCAAAGACCCUCAUACUCGAAGAUCGCAGCAGCUGGACUUCAGCCGCCAAGCUCACAGCAUACUCCAAACACCACAGCACACACAGAGCAAUCCGAAGUAAUUUCAUCGCCGCAACAAGGCGUCCAUUCUGUCUCUCCUUCAAGCGAUUUUGUCGCGCAAACUUUCACACCCAAGCAGAAAAAGCUGGUAGCAAUGGCUUCAAAGGACUCGAAAGAGGUUGGCAAUGACAGCAUAUCGGGUCCACAGGUCCACAUUCACAGCGCAGACUCUCCGUCCCCGUCGGAUCAGGAAUCACGUGCGCCGGAGGGUAUGCUUGUACCUGGUGGAGCGGAUGAGGCUGGAACUCAAGUGUCGUCUUCGAGCGGAUCUGGCAAGCCACCGAGUUUGGACGGAAAGAGUGUCACGUCGGGUACGACGUUUGCACUCGACGAGAAAGAGUCUUUGCGCCCUGACGACAGUGCCAGUGUGAAGGCCACCGAGGACGAAGAGUAUUAUGCUCCUCCCAGUUCUGGUCUGCCUUCACGAACUGGUUCGGACGACGGUGCCAGGGCCUUCCGCGAUCAACUGAGGGAAAUCUCAUCCAUACAGCCGUCCCCACAUCACACCGGCGGAGCGCAGGCACUCAGCCGACCCGGCCACCCGCCACAAUGCGUUCUCUAUGUGCCACCGUCAGGCUCAGGGGUGGGGGUCGUUCCUAGAGCUACACCUGCCAACGAUGCACCGAGCGAGCGAAAGCAGACAAACCCUGAUCCAAAGCUCUUGGAAGCGCUAGAAAGUCCAAAAGACCGCAUCAUGGUACUCAAGCUCGAGCAGGACCUUGUCGACUUCGUCAAGGAUGGGACAGAGUCGUCUCUGAUGUUGCCUCAAACCAAUGCAUUUUAUCGGAUGCUUGCGCACAAACUCGCGGAGUAUUACAUGCUGGGGCACCUUUCCGAUGAAUCUAAUUCGGCGGUGCGCAUCUUCAAAGCUCCAGGACACCAGCUGCUACCUGCACCCUUGACGGGCAUCGCGACCCCUUCCACCGCUGCUAGUACGCCGCCACCUGCUCCUCCCCAGAUGAAGAUCUUGCGUCGAGGCAUGAAGGUUGAUGGGCCAACGAUUGCGAACGGCUCGAACUCACCGUCGAAGACUGCGUCAGAGAGUGGAGAGGAUGGCAACGACGAGCGAAAGCCAAAGCUGCCAGUCUCGCGCGAAGAACGUGAAGCCAAGUAUGAGGAAGCACGCAAGCGCAUUAUGGGUUCGGCGAAGCCAACCGGCUCACCCGACGCUGCGCUGCAGAACGAAGAUUCGCGUUCAAGCUCUGCUGCUGGAAAGAAAGCCUUCAGGAAGAAGCAGCGAGCCGACAGUGACGACGAUUUCGAAGCAAGAUCAGCGUACAGCGCGUACUAUCCUGCUCCUUACACGCCAACUGCGCCAGGGCAGGGGUUUGCAUACCCGAACAUCGUCAACUCUCAACCUCAGCAGUACCCGCCAACGCCGUACGGCGUUACGCCGGCAACGCAAAGCUACUCGUCUUACGGAGCUCAAGGUACCAAUACCUGGACGUCGACUCAUUCCAAUGGCGCUCAGAGUAAUGCUCCAUGGACACAGAACCAGCAAUCCAGCUUCGACCUCUUCCCGGACUUUCAGCGUGCCAUGACGUUGCAGCAGUCGCCAAUGGCCGCCCAAAGCCCUGGCAUGCAGCAUCGUUCCGCAGCAGCCUGGGGGCAACAAUUUGGCGGAUACCAACCCGAAAGGCCACAGCAAACGCAUGGUACGGUUGGGCAACCGCCACAAUCUGGCCUGCACUACCCUCAAGGAUACCCUCGCCCUCAGCAGCCCAUUCCAGGCACAUUCAAUCAGUUCCAGUCUUAUCCCUAUGGACAGCUGCCCAGCCAGACAGUGCCUGGUCGCAUGCCUAGCAAGCUCGAACACCCACUGCCAGGCAGCUACAAGAGCAAGCACUUCAACCCGCAAAGCCAAACCUUCGUUCCAAACCACACAACUGUCAACAACCCACGACAGGUGAUGCCGCAAAUGCCGCAAAUGCCACAAAUGCCUCAAAUGCAGCAGAUGUCGCAAGCGCAUGGUGGUGAGAUGAGCUGGUCGCCAUACAACUCGGCCUGGCAGCCUCAGAGGCAGAACUCGAACCAGUCGUACAACCCUCCCAUGGCUUCGCCGCACCCACCUGCCAUGUCCGCAGUGCCGCAUCGCAACUCGAGCCAGCCAAUGGUCCAUCCAUUGCCGCAGCCCGUGUUUCCACGCCAGCCGUCACCGAAUCUGCCUCUCCCGCCGAAGCCUAUAGAGCAAGGCCACAGCAGCAUCUCGAAAUGGGGCACGCCCGCGUCUCUUCCUGCGAAGCCACCGCCCCCGGCGUCAGCGUAUUGA